CGCACGCGUUGCGCCGGAAGUUCCGAGGCGCCGGCCGAGGAUGGCGGGGGAGCGCGUGCCCGUGCCUCGGCUCGAGGGCGUCUCUGCGGAGCGCUUUAAGCAGCACCUCUACCCACAGAGAAAGCCUCUGGUGUUGAGAGGACUUGAUCUGGGGCCGUGUACCAGCAAGUGGACGGUGGACUACCUAAGCCAUGUUGGAGGGACAAGAGAGGUGAAGGUCCACGUCACCGCCGUCGCACAGAUGGACUUCAUCAGUAAGAACUUUGUGUAUAGAACUUUACCUUUUAACAAGUUGAUCCAGAGGGCAGCUGAAGAAAAGCACGAGGAAUUCUUUAUUUCAGAGGAUGAGAAAUACUACUUACGAUCACUUGGAGAAGAUCCUAGAAAGGAUGUUGCAGAUAUCAGAAAGCAGUUUCCUUUGUUAGAAGGCGAUAUUAAGUUUCCAAAAUUCUUCGAGGAGGAGCAGUUCUUCUCUAGUGUUUUCCGAAUUAGUUCACCUGGAUUACAACUUUGGACCCACUAUGAUGUGAUGGAUAACUUCUUAAUACAAGUGACAGGAAAAAAGCACAUUACACUGUUCAGUCCUCGUGAUGCCCAGUAUUUAUAUUUGUCAGGUUCUAAAUCAGAAGUGGUAAACAUCGACAAGCCAGACUUGGCUAAAUAUCCACUCUUCUCCAAGGCCAGAAGGCAUGAAUGUUCCCUUGAAGCUGGUGAUGUGUUAUUCAUUCCUGCUUUAUGGUUCCACAACGUCAUUUCUGAAGAGUUCGGAGUGGGAGUGAAUGUCUUUUGGAAGCACCUUCCGUCUGAGUGCUACGAUAAAACAGACAUGUAUGGAAACAAAGAUCCCACCGCAGCAUCAAGAGCUGUGCAGAUUUUGGACCGAGCCCUGAAAACCCUGGCUGAGCUACCUGAGGAAUACCAGGACUUCUAUGCUCGGAGAAUGGUCUUGCACAUUCAAGACAAAGCCUACAGCAACAACUUUGAGUAAAAUAAGGAAGUGAGUGCAGUGAAUGUAGAAUGUAUGAUAAGAGUUGGUUGAAAUAUGGAGAGGGUAACAGGAUGGAAAUUAAUUUUUAAACAUUGAUGCAUUGUUAAAAACCAAACAAUAACCUCA
Octodon degus (degu) is the source of this 1114-nucleotide messenger RNA. RefSeq names its product tRNA-yW synthesizing protein 5 (gene Tyw5). Bases 41 to 988 code for a protein of 315 amino acids. NCBI's taxonomy places the organism in Eukaryota, Metazoa, Chordata, Mammalia, Rodentia, Octodontidae. The record is from RefSeq and is a predicted model, not a curated record. The transcript has 8 exons. Gene Ontology annotation, molecular function: tRNA binding; 2-oxoglutarate-dependent dioxygenase activity. Gene Ontology annotation, biological process: wybutosine biosynthetic process.